Molecule: messenger RNA, 1819 nt
Organism: Solea solea (common sole)
Lineage: Eukaryota; Metazoa; Chordata; Actinopteri; Pleuronectiformes; Soleidae
Gene: st6galnac6
Product: ST6 (alpha-N-acetyl-neuraminyl-2,3-beta-galactosyl-1,3)-N-acetylgalactosaminide alpha-2,6-sialyltransferase 6
Exons: 6
Coding region: 249-1163 (304 amino acids)
Biological process (GO): oligosaccharide metabolic process; ganglioside biosynthetic process
Molecular function (GO): alpha-N-acetylgalactosaminide alpha-2,6-sialyltransferase activity
Source: RefSeq, a predicted model, not a curated record
CGUCGUGGCGGUGGCAACAGGAAGAUAAGAAACGUGAGAGAGGGAGAGAGAGAGAGGGAGAGAGGGAGGGAGAGAGAGAGAGAGAGACCGCAAAGGCCGAGCGACGGUAAAGCGCCGGAUUAACGGUGGUGCCAGAUGACAUGGAGUCAUACUUAAUACCGUAAUCCCAUCAGCAGGAUAUUGGUAUUUAUGAAUUGUCGGUAAAGGUAUGACGAGGCACACUGUGACAGGCAGCCUGAUCAGAAAGCAUGGUGCUCAGGCUCAAUGGCAAGAGUGGACAACAGAGUCACAGGAUGGUGAUCUUUGCUGCCAUCUUCAUCCUGAUGACACUCUUCUUCCUGUAUGGCUCCAACAAUGGCAGCAGUGACGUCUACACCCCCAUCCACAUUACUGCAAAUCACCCUCUCCUAAUAACAGACUUGAAAAAGUGGGCUGGGAAAGACGGAUACACGCCAUUUCAAGGAAACAAGAGUAUGACCCUGCACUGUCACAGCUGCGCGCUGGUGACGAGUUCCAGCCACGUCCUGGGGAGUCAAGCGGGAGAAGAGAUCGACCAAACGGAGUGUGUGAUACGCAUGAAUGAUGCCCCCACUUUGGGGUAUGAGAGCGACGUGGGCACGCGGACUUCCCUCAGGGUCGUAGCUCACUCCAGUGUGUUCAGGGUGGUGCGGAGGCCAAACGAGUUCUUACACCGCACAGACAACAACCCCAUGAUGAUAUUCUGGGGACCCCCGAACAAGAUUGGAACUAUGUACAGACUGAUCCAGAGAGUCAGCUUGACCUACAAGAACAUGUCUUUUUUCAGCAUCAAUCAAAGCAAGAUGCGCAAAUUUGACAGUCUCUUUUACCGCGAGACGGGACGAGACAGACAAAAAUCUCACUCGUGGUUGAGCACAGGCUGGUUCACCAUGGUCAUAGCCAUCGAGACAUGUGAUAACAUCAAGGUGUAUGGGAUGGUUCCCCCCAGCUACUGUGGAGAAAAACAUGUAUCCAAGAAGAUGCCAUACCACUACUACAAACCCAGGGGGUCGGAUGAAUGUUUGACAUACCUGCAGAGCGAGGGCGGCCGCAGAGGAAACUACCAUCGCUUCAUUACAGAGAAACAGGUGUUUGCACGCUGGGCAAAGCAGUACAACAUCACCUUCACUCACCCCGACUGGUGAAAAAAAAGACUGAAAGCCUGCACUCAGUGGCCCGGAUGAGUAUUAUAGGCUGGAUUUCAUUUUCAAUCUUCCCCCGACUGGGUCUUCAAAUAGCCAAAUGGUGAAGAUAAAUGGCAGCUUUUGCUAAGAAAACAAAUAUUAUUUGAUCUAAUGACUGAGUAGACAUAAGGAAACAUUUUCCUCAUGCACAAACUCACCUAUGGGAGCUCUCUGAAGUCCUCAGUGUAUCAGUAUUUCUGUAAAUAAGGAGACAAAUCAAGCUAAGAAUUGGUUUGUACGCAUUUCUAUUUUGUUAUGUAUUGAAAAUAAUAAUAAGUGGCUCACCGAAUAUACCGUAUUUAUAAUAUGUAUAUGUAUAUAUAUAUAUCUUGUCUAUUAUACAGACAAUGUAUUCUGUAGAUUACACUGCAGUGAUAUUCAGGAGAUUUCUAAGUCAGUCUACAUAGGAGCCUUAUAAGCAAUUUGGCCAAGAGUUAGAACAAUUCCUACAACCAAAAAAACAUCCACACAUAUUCUAAUUAAAACAGAAAACCAAACAUAACCUUAAAUAAAACAACAAAAACAAAACACUGAAAUAAUAUAUUAAAUACUGUACUUGUACAGUUUGAUCAAAGCGCCAAUGCUGGUUUUAUGAUGCUUUAGGUUUUUAAAAUAAA